Penicillium canariense is the source of this 3561-nucleotide messenger RNA. RefSeq names its product putative DNA damage repair protein Mus42. Lineage: Eukaryota; Fungi; Ascomycota; Eurotiomycetes; Eurotiales; Aspergillaceae. The record is from RefSeq and is a predicted model, not a curated record. The transcript has 2 exons. The coding region runs from base 1 to 3561 and encodes 1186 amino acids. Gene Ontology annotation, cellular component: nucleus. Gene Ontology annotation, biological process: error-prone translesion synthesis; error-free translesion synthesis. Gene Ontology annotation, molecular function: damaged DNA binding; DNA-directed DNA polymerase activity; deoxycytidyl transferase activity.
AUGGGCUCCCGUCUUGAUGCAUCAUCUAGCGCUGUACGUAAACGCAUUGAAAGUCAUGAUUUCCAAGAUGAGGCGGGCGAAGAGUAUGAAGCUUCCAGCUUCGGUGGCUUCGGCGACUAUAUGCGACGCAAAAAGAUCAAGCUACAAAACCUAGAUGCAGAAAUUCGUGCCUCAUCCGGCGAUUUUCCACCAAUAUUCCGCGGAGUCGUCGCGCAUAUCAACGGCUACACGCAGCCUUCCCUACAAGAUCUCCACCGCCUCAUUGUCAGCCAUGGUGGUGGGUUCCUGCAGUAUUUAGAUAGCAAGACGCUCGCUACCCAUAUAAUUGCGAGUUCUUUGACCCCGAAGAAGCGGGAGGAGUUCCGACGAUACCGUAUCGUGAAACCUGCAUGGGUUACAGAAAGCAUCAAAGCUGGGCGAUUGUUGCCUUGGGAUGAAUUUCGUGUCGUGGACGAGGGCCAAACUCAGAAGGUUCUCAGGUUUGAUGAUGGGCGAUUUACCAGUCAAACGAAUAGCCCUCAGGUUGGCUACCGAGACCAGUCCAGCACCAGCUGGUACAACGCCCAGCUCAACGGUGUAAGAACAGCUGAUAGAAGCUCCGUCGUCUCCGCAGGUGCGCUUAGCGCACCAUCCAAGCCACCGCAGGUACCGCAAAUACGGCAAGUAACUCCCAACUUGUCAUCUCAGCCAUCUCAAUCGGACUAUGGAGACAUCCCUAGCUUCGCUGUUCUGGAAGAGGAUGCCGCAAUAAAAGCUCCCCUAGAGCAGCACAAAGCAAGCGCCCCAGUCAUGCCCCCGGCAUCAGUCGUCGAUGGCCCAUUUGGCGAUACGGGCAGCCAUAUACCUGGAAAUAUACCUCAACAGCCGCAGGACACAACUCACAUCUCCCCACCUUCUGAUCAAACAAGUCCUCCGUUUCCUCACAUGACCUCUGAGGAGUACAAUGCACAGCUCUUGUCGGAUCCUCGGAUGAGAAAGUCAAGCGUGGUCAAUCCUGAUUUUCUUCAACAAUACUACCGAGAGUCUCGGCUCCAUCAUUUGUCAACAUGGAAAAGUGAGUUGAAGGCCCAACUUCAAGCCGCCACCAGCGAAAAGUCCAGCUCCCGCGUCCCUCAAAAGCGGCCUGCUCCAAGGGCCAGGAGAUACAUUCUCCAUGUUGACUUUGACUCAUUCUUUGCUGCUGUUUCUAUUCUCAAACAUCCCGAGCUUCGCGAGAAGCCCGUUGCCAUUGCCCACGGUUCAGGGUCUGGCUCGGAGAUCGCAAGCUGUAACUACGUCGCACGUGCCCAUGGGGUCAAAAAUGGCAUGUGGAUGAAGGGUGCUAUGCAGGCAUGCCCAGAGCUUCAGGUAUUACCUUACGACUUUCCUGCCUACGAAGAUGCCAGUCGAAAGUUUUACAGCUCAGUCCUCUCCAUUGAUGGGGUUGUUCAAAGCGUGAGCAUUGAUGAAGCUCUGAUUGACGUUACCAAUCAAUGCUUGGAAGCCGGUGGAUCGGAUGGGAUCACUAUCUCAGAAGGAUCCAUCUACCGCGAGCAAGCUAAAGCUGACGAGAUAGCGCAGGGUCUACGUGACUCGAUUAAGGAGAAGACUGGGUGCGCGGUCUCUGUGGGGAUCGGUGGCAACAUUUUGCUUGCCAAAGUGGCAUUGCGAAAGGCAAAGCCAGCCGGACAAUUUCAUCUCAAGCCGGAUGCCGUUUUGGAUUUCAUUGGAAACCUCACCGUUCAAGAUUUGCCGGGCGUUGGAUACAGUCUUGGUACCAAAUUAGAGGAGCUUGGAGUCAAAUAUGUCAAGGACGUUAGGGAGCUCACCAAAGAGAGGUUAAGCUCCUGUCUCGGGCCGAAGACCGGGACGAAGAUUUGGGAAUACGCCCGAGGUCUGGACAAAACAGAGGUUGGCAACGAAGUUGUUAGGAAAUCGGUUUCGGCAGAGGUCAAUUGGGGGAUCCGAUUUGUCAACCAAGAUCAAGCAGAUGACUUUGUCAGAUCUCUCUGCGAUGAAUUGACUCGGAGACUGGUUGACAACCUGGUCAAGGGCAAGCAACUCACGCUCAAGGUCAUGCGGAGAUCCAUGGAUGCGCCGCUAGAACCAGUCAAGCAUCUCGGCCAUGGCAAAUGCGAUGUCUUUAAUAAAAGCGUCGUUAUUGGCGUAGCCACGAAUGCGUCCGAUAUCUUGGGCAAAGAAGCCGUCUCUAUGCUGAGGAGUUUCAACUUUUCUCCGGGUGAUCUGAGAGGCCUUGGAGUCCAAAUGACCAAGCUUGAACCGCUGAAACCGAGACCUUCGGAAAAUCUUGAAAGCAGCCAGCGGCAACUCAACUUCCAAAAAUCUCCGUCGCACAAGAAGGUUGUCGCAAAUGUCGAUCCUGAUGAACUGGAAAGUCCUCGCAAAGGCGAUACUACCCGUAUACAAUGUGACCCGGUACUCAGCAAUAGUGCACACAAGCCGCUGAACAUUUCCGGGUCACAGUUCAUUUUGCCCACCCAAGCGGAUCCGAAGGUUAUCUCCGAACUCCCAGGAAACAUCAGGUCAAGGCUCGUGGCUCAGGCCAACCCUCGACAUGACUCGCCGCGCUCCGGCUCCCCUUGUCCACCUCCACGGCGUACACCGGCGCCUUCUGCUGCAGCUCCGCUGCCUCCUCAAUCUCAAUUGGACCCUGAGACUUUGGCUGCAUUACCUGAGGAUGUUCGUAACGAAGUCCUUGGAUAUUACAAUCAGCAGCCCACUCGGCCUGAUCUCCCAGCAGCUCCUUCGGCCCCUUCAGCGCCUAUCUCGCGCCCUUCAUCAUCAUCUGGGCCCCUGAAACUGAAAAGACCAACCUCACCACCAAAGAAAAGGCGUGGUCGUCCUCCGAAAACAGUAUCAGGUGGCAAUAAGAACCUAACACUGUCGAAUUAUGCAUUCCCGCGGCCUGCAACCCCCUCUGCAUACAUCCCAAGUCUGACCAAUCGAGACUCUGUAUCACGCCAACAAUCUCCAGCAGCCGAGGGAGAGCCGGAAAUCUCUGCUGAAUUUUUGGCGGCACUUCCCGAAGACAUUCGCGAAGAGGUUCUUGAAGAGCAAAAGCGCGCGCGCCUCCAGCGAGCCCGUGCAGCCGCUGCGACCGCAUCUAGGCCAACAUCUCAGCCUCAAGCAUCUGUUCCCCCGCCACCACAACCUCCUCCAGUCGAGAAAACAUUACUUCUUCCUCCUCUCCCCCAGCGGCCCGUGUUCACAUCCCGGCGGCUAUCAAGCCUACCGGAUCUGCGAGAUGCAGUAGGUGCCUGGCAUUCUACUUUCGCAUCUGAUGGUCCUUAUGGUGAAGACGUCGAGGUACUUUGUACGUACCUCCGGCGUGUCAUUGCCGAGGAGAAGGAUAUUGACAAGGCAGUAUCUGUGGUGCGUUGGCUUAUGUGGUUGGUCGGUGAGCAUUCACUUCAGCGGGGAUCGGUGGAGAACCCAAGCCCCCCGUCUGGGCAGAGUGGGCAACAGGGUGUCGUGACUUGGACGGAUGCGAUCGAGAUAAUGCAGCGCGGUGUACAGGCUGCAUUAGAAGCGAGAGACCUUCCGCCAGUGGAUUUUGACUAG